UUUGGCAUUUUGAGAAUGCAAUUAAACUAAGGGAGUAAUUGCUUGUGUUGACGAGAUGUCGAGAAAAACAGAAUCUAAACCGGCUACACCGAGUGUGAUUGCAAAAUUAAUGGGACUUGAUGAACUCCAAUCUCAGAAACCUGCCAAUAAGCAGAGAAAGCUUCAAAGAGUGCUCUCGGAGAAUUAUCUGCGAAAAGCUGCUUCGAUAGGCGCUUGGGAGAAGCGCUCCUUUGGUGAAUGCAGUUCGUUUCGGUUCAGUGUUGAAGAGACAAAGGGGUUCAAGGAUGCGUUUGAAGUAAUAGAAUCAAUAGAGAUAGAAAAGGGAAGAGUAGACUUAAGAUGGUCUCCAGAACGAAAUCAUAUCAAAGGAUCAGGAUUUGUGUAUUCUAGACAGGGUUGUUCUGAAAAUGGUCUCGGGCAACCAGAUUAUCUGAUCACCAAGCAUUUCUAUGAUCAAGAAAAUCCUAAGGUGCUUCAGAAACUCGAGAAUGGUUUCGUAAAAGAUUCUCGAAGGGAAUACAGAUAUGAUAGUACUUCUAUGGUUCCUAGAUUUCAUUUGGAUUCAAACAAUGAAAGAUGCCCUUCCUCUAGAAAAAUUGUCAUUUUGAAACCAAAGCCUGGAGAGGCUGAAACCGAUAAGAAACACCAAGGGUUCCUUGGUAACGGAAAAAGAAAUUCGCAUGCUCAAGUUAAGGACACCUUUUUCGAUGGUGUAAAAUCCUCCACUCGUAGAUCUAUCCCUUCCUCUGAAACUUCUUUUGAGCCGCCAAGGUUAGGAUUCAGUGGUGCUCAAAGUCUUACAAAAGAGCCAGAGUUCCUGAUAGUUUCUUCCCAAAAUAACUCUGAUGUGAACAACUGGGACAAGCCCUCAUGUUAUGACUUAGGCGGAUCACAUGUGGCUCAGGAAGUGAAGCAGCAUAUCUUUGAAAGAUGGAGGGUGACUGAAGACUUUCGGGAGAUCAGACUUACUUUUGGGGGUAGGGGCAGAAGCAGAUCACUUGGUGAAAUGCUUGCAUUGCCGGAUCAUGCUAAACGUGCAAACUUUCGUGGUCCCUUUGGCAUUAGCAGUAAAGAUGGCUGGAAAAACAAUGCUAUUGGAGACUUGAAAUCACAAUCAUAUUCUACAUCUGUCGGAAGUGCUCUAACCAAGACUAUGACUACUAGGUCAGUGUUUCCUUGGUCUAUAAGGAAGUCAUUUAAGCAGGUUUCCAGUGGGAAAGAUUGUUCGAAACAAAGAAACUUGCGAUCCAACUGCAAGCAGUUUCGAUCUAGUCCAAACCUAGAAUCAGAAAAGAACCACUUGCUAGGAGAGAAUUCUACAGUUUCUAAAAAUGAAAUCAAGCAGUCUCAAUCUAGUCCAGACCUAGAAUCAGAAAAGAACCACUUGCUAGAAGAGAAUUCUACGUUUUCUGAAUAUGAAAUCAAUCCAGUUGAUCAAUGGAAUGACUUCAAGGAUAGAAAGAUGUCUGCUGAGGAUUGUAUGGUACCUGAGAUGUACUCAGCUUCAUCUCAAAGCAUAGUCUCUGAUAUGAUGGUUUCUGUAGAAACUCCGAAUGCUGCUGCCAAGUCUACCGGAAGUCAUAACCAGCACCAGUUUGUAUCGACAGACUGCACUAUUUUGGAGAAAGACCAUAAUUCUUCUUUUUGUAUCUCUGAUGCUUGGAGUCAACAGGAAGAUAUAUCAAUGAAAAUAUCUGAAGAGUGCGGCACAGACCCUGACUUUCUAGCAACCUUGGAGACUGCUAAUCAGCCCAGUCCGGUUUCAGUUUUGGAAACACCAUUCUUAGAAGGGAAUUCAUUGAGCUAUAAGUGCUUUUUGAGUGUCACCGAUAGCUUAAAUGAUGUGAAGCGGCAACUUGAAUUUAUAAAAUCGGAGUCAAUUGAAGAAUACUCUGAAGGACCGGGAAUGAUUGUCUCAAGUGACGAUGAAAAUGAUGCAGUAAUUGAGCCUUUGAAGGAUGAAGGAAAUGAAUAUUCAACUAAGUUUGGAGUUGCAGAGAGUAGGGAUUUAUCCUAUUUUGUCGAUGUCCUAACCGAGGCGGGUUUUCAUAAUAGAAACCUGGAUAUACUCUUUAACAGAUGUCAAUCCCUAGAAACUCCGAUAAGCCUGUCGGUUUUCGAUACACUAGAGAAGAAGUACGGUGAACAGAUAUCUUGGAAGAGGCCAGAUAGGAGGCUAUUUUUCGACCGCAUAAAUUCAGGUCUAAUGGAAAUUCUGCAGCCAUGCUUAGGAGUCCUCAUGUGGGAAAAACCUGUUGCAAGAAGGCUCAGUUAUUCGCAGAACUCGAGAGAAAUUGUGGAAGAGCUUUACAAGUUAUUGGUUAGCCAAGAAAAUGAGGCCAAAGAUGAAGAAAAGGACUCAUCAGAGAAAGUUUUCAGAAAAGACGAUGGAUGGUUAUCCCUAGGAUAUGAUAUCGAAGCAAUGGGUAGAGAAAUAGAGAAUUCAUUGAUUGAUGAACUAGCAGCAGAGAUUGUUACUUUGUUAGCCCUAUAGAUUUGGUUUUUUCAAAAGAUGGUUU
Molecule: messenger RNA, 2519 nt
Organism: Hibiscus syriacus
Lineage: Eukaryota; Viridiplantae; Streptophyta; Magnoliopsida; Malvales; Malvaceae
Exons: 4
Coding region: 56-2494 (812 amino acids)
Source: RefSeq, a predicted model, not a curated record